CGUAGCGCGUAGUUCGUUCAGUGUUACGGUAGCUAUUGCGUCGAUAGCAGAGUAGGCGUCAAAAAAAACAUACCGUGCGUCCCGUUAUAAAUAAACUCUUAACGCAGUAAAGCGUCUAAUAAGAGAAAAAAUUGAUAAUAUAAGCCACACGUUACAUCCGAAACGUUUUCCGUCAUUUCCCGGAGAGUGCGAAAUCGAUCCAAUUGAAAAUAAUAAAAAGAGAGAUCAUGAGUACUCCAGUUAAGAAGGUGCCCAUUCACUUGCAGAGUUCUCAAAAUCGAUUAUUAAUUAAAAAUGGACAAGUUGUGAAUGACGAUGAAAUUUUUGAAGAGGAUAUCUACAUUGAGGAUGGGAGUGUAAAGCAAAUAGGAAGGAAUUUGAUCAUCCCGGGCGGUACUCGAGUCAUUGACGCUAGGGGAAAGUACGUAAUGCCCGGAGGGAUCGAUCCUCACACCCACUUCGAGUUCGAAUUUAUGGGGGCGACCUCCGUCGACGACUUUUAUCAAGGGACCAAAGCUGCUAUUGCUGGAGGCACCACUAUGAUUAUUGAUUUUGUAAUGCCAAAAAAUGGUGAAUCCCUUUUGGAUGCAUACGCAAAUUAUCGUCAGAAAGCUGAUAGCAAAGUAUGUUGUGAUUACGCCCUGCACGUAAUCGUAACCAGCUGGAAUAAUAUCAUCAAGGAAGAGAUGAACACGUUGUGCCAUCAGCACGGAGUCAACUCCUUCAAAAUGUUUAUGGCUUAUGAUAUGAUGAUGAACGAUGGUGAUCUUUACUCCGUCUUUGAACAUUGCAAAAAUAUCGGUGCUGUUCCCAUGGUCCACGCAGAAAAUGGCCAUAUUAUUAAGAAAAAUGUGGAACGAUUGUUAAAUAAGGGAAUCACCGGUCCUGAAGGGCACGAAAUGUCGAGACCUGAAGAAGUCGAAGCUGAAGCUGUUAAUAGAGCUUGUACAAUUGCCCAACAGGUAAAUAGUCCUUUAUACAUAGUGCACGUAAUGAGUAAAUCGGCUGCAACAACAUUAAAACAAUAUCGCGAGAAGGGCACGAAUAUAAUUGGCGAAACUUUGGUUUGUGCACUAGCAUGUGACGGUUCUCAAUAUCGACACCAAUGCUUCUGGCACUCAGCGGGACAUGUCUUAAGUCCUCCUUUAAGACCUGACCCUAACACUCCACAAUUUCUCUUAAAUUUUCUUUCGCAGGAUGUUCUUCAAUUAACUGCAAGCGAUAAUUGCACUUUUAAUAAGUCCCAGAAAGAAAUGGGGAAAGAAAAUUUUUCGAAAAUUCCGAACGGAGUUAACGGAGUUGAGGAUAGAAUGUCUGUGAUUUGGGAGAAAGGUGUUCAUUCGGGAUUAAUCGACCCCACCAGAUUCGUCGCAAUAACCAGUUCCAACGCGGCAAAAAUUUUCAAUUUAUACCCGAGGAAAGGUUGUAUCGCAAUCGGAUCUGACGCAGAUAUCGUCAUUUGGAACCCAUCAAAAACCAGGGUGAUAUCUGCAAAAACACACCAUCAAGCAGUCGACUUCAAUGUAUUCGAAGGCAUGGAAUGUCACGGCGUUCCCGAAUAUGUUAUUGUAAAUGGGAGAGUUUGUGUUGAUGAAGAACAACUCCGUGCCGUACAAGGGUACGGGCAUUUCAUCGAAACACCACUUUACCCACCAUUUAUUUACAACCCAGAGAAAGUACUCGAUUUAAAACCCGGCAAAGAAUCUAAUGGUGUUAACGAAGUCGAACUUGCUAAUAAAUUACAUCGUAUUGAAAUGGAACCUAAGGGAUGCGUUACCCCGACAUUACCAAAUUCCGCUGUUUCCACACCUUGUUGUAAAGGUGCAAGACCAGAAGGGCAACGUAAUAUACAAGAAUCAACAUUUUCUGUUAGUGAAGAACUUGACGUUGAACGAAAAUCAUGUAUUAAAGUAAGAAAUCCACCUGGUGGUAAAUCUUCAGGUUUCUGGUAAAGAUGUGUUGGUUAUAAUGAGAAAACCUGAGAAGAAGCUAUGGUACCAAAGUAAUUCUUCCAACCGCGCGGAUAAUUAGCAUAUUUAAAAUAACUUUUCUUUCACAAGUUUUUUGUAACGACCAAAAUUCAUCCGCAAGUAGCUUACUGCAUAAACAAAAAGUUAUCUUGAAAAUAGUCAUAAGCAACGUUUGUUUCUUUCAUCAUUUUAAUAAUAAAUAUUUGCUUAUGGUUGUUUUGAGGAAAAAAUUACGCUGUUUUAAAAAAAAAGUUUUUGUUUAAUAAUUUAUCUUAUUAGCUAAUACCGUUUUAAUAUUUAUAUAUAACAUGUUAAAUUUUUAGUGUAUUUUUGAAUUUAUUAUUAUUGUUUGGAUGUGCUGCGUAAAGUUAGAUACACCUUCUGGUCUAUUUUAAAUCAGAAGAUAAUAUUAAAAAAAAAGAAAAUUAAUGUACGUCACCUCAUUGUAAUAAUAAGUGUUUCGACACAGCAA
Onthophagus taurus is the source of this 2442-nucleotide messenger RNA. It is a transcript of the gene CRMP, whose product is annotated as Collapsin Response Mediator Protein. NCBI's taxonomy places the organism in Eukaryota, Metazoa, Arthropoda, Insecta, Coleoptera, Scarabaeidae. The record is from RefSeq and is a predicted model, not a curated record. Gene Ontology annotation, molecular function: dihydropyrimidinase activity. Gene Ontology annotation, cellular component: cytosol; cytoplasm. Gene Ontology annotation, biological process: pyrimidine nucleobase catabolic process.